Messenger RNA from Ahaetulla prasina, 7355 nucleotides. RefSeq names its product Bardet-Biedl syndrome 10 (gene BBS10). Gene Ontology annotation, biological process: chaperone-mediated protein complex assembly. NCBI's taxonomy places the organism in Eukaryota, Metazoa, Chordata, Lepidosauria, Squamata, Colubridae. Gene Ontology annotation, molecular function: ATP-dependent protein folding chaperone; ATP binding. The record is from RefSeq and is a predicted model, not a curated record. The transcript has 6 exons. Bases 56 to 2197 code for a protein of 713 amino acids.
CGUCACUGUCAGCGGGUCUCGCGCUUCGGCUGGACCAGGUCGGGCCGCCGUUGCCAUGGCGACCGCGGCCCGCUUGGAGCUGGGGCGCUUGGCCCAGGAAGCCGCGGCCCUGGCGGGGGUCGUCCGCGGGUCUCUCGGCCCUCAAGGAGGACAGGUUCUGCUCACCCGCCCCACGGGGGAGGUCCUGCUUUCCCGAGACGGACGGCGGGUGCUGGAGGCCCUGAAUGUGGACUCGCCAACCGCCAGAAUUAUGAUAGGAUGCAUUUCUACACACUGCAAUUUGUUUGGAGAUGGCGCUAAAACCUUUAUCAUUCUACUCUCUGAUUUACUACGACAGUUUGAAAAAUUUAAUAGAAGAGAUCAAGAGAAAUAUUGCAGUUUGAAACACAUUUCCCAGUUUCUUGUGAAGAUCCAAACAAACAUCCUUGACCAUAUAAUGACACAGGACCUUAAGAAACAUUUUUGGUCAAUCUUUUCUGCUUCUGAAUCAGAUACAAGACGGAAUAUGGAGUUAGUGCUAGAACCUUAUUUUUGUGGGAAAGUAGGAAGUAAUAGACAAACAUUUCUAACUCAUUUGACAUGCGAUUUCUACUUCAAAGUCACAGCAGGUAAAAACCAGAAAGAGGCAUUAUACUUGGUGAAUGAAUGUUUUGCAGAACUGCAUACCACUGUGACAGGCCUUCCUUUUUCAGAUUCCAGGAUCCUAGAUGGCUUACUACUUCACCGAGACUUUGCCAUCUACUGUCCUGCAGAUGGUGAUAAAAGAAUUAUAAUAAUAACAGAACCUAUUCACUCCUCUCUAUCUGAGUUGGGUAUAGAAGUUGUCGUAACUGCUGAGGGUCAAUUCAAGGCAUCAGAAACCUGGAUUACAAAAAGAACUAAAACCCUUCUACAGCAUAUGCAAGAUAAUGACAUCAAAGUAAUACUAUCAGGUGUAAAACAGCAUGAUAUUGUUCAUCGCUACGGCAAAAAUAAUGGCAUAUCUAUUGUAGAUUGCUUGUUAACAGAGGAAAUCUCUCUUAUUUGCAAGAUUACCGGAAUUUCACCUUUCAAACCGUCUUUGGAUAAUAUUAGCCAUGAAAUCACUCAAACGGCUGUAGCCAAAUUUUGCCAGCCCUUCCACCUUGGAACCAAAAGGUUUGUUCACAUUGGCUUUGCGAAAACCUCUACCAUCCAGCUUUAUUGUGUAAUUCUCUGUGGACCAGUGCAUGGAGUUACGGAGCAACAUGCUUCUGCUUUUCGUGAAGCAUUCAAAAUGCUACAGCAAAUGUUUACAGCAAUUCAUCUUCCUCCGAAUUGUGACUCAGAAUUGGAAAAUCACAAUCUUCUGAAUAGCCUGAAUAAAACUCAGCAACAUUCACCUCCCCAUCAGCCAUUAUUUCAGGAACACGAUGAUUGGAGAAAACUUGAAACCAACACCAAGCAUCUUACACCUUGUGGGCUUAAAAUGGAGAAACACUCUGCAUCUUUUUCUGUAGUAGAUAAAAAGUUACUGCAUUCAUCCAGUUAUAAUUCUUCAGCCAUAGUCAUGCCUUCUUUUGAUUUGAUGCAUGGCAUUAAGAGCUCAUUAUUCCAGAAAAGGGACGAUGACUUAGUUGGCUGUCAAAUAGCUUCUUUAAAACCCAAAUUUCAAAAAGAAAGGUUGCAAAUGACUGAGCAUGAACUUCUUGAAGAUAAACAGCCUGCUUUUAAUUUUAAUACAGUCAAUAAAAAUGUACAGCUGCAAGUUAGUACUGCCAGUUGUGCCAGGCUGCUUAAAGAUGAGGAGAACGAUCAAAGGGGUAAUCAGAAUUACUCUGACUCUUGCAUAGAAGUGGGAUCAGUUCUGCCAGUAGGAGGGCUCUUUGAAAUCCUAUUACAUUACUAUCUAUCUAACCAUGCAAAACAAUGCCAGUCGUCCAAUAUAUCCAUCAUUUGUUCUAUUCUUGCUGAUGUAUUGCUAAGUAUUCCAAAAACACUCUGCAUGACACAAAAAAGGAAUGCCUUUCCUCAGCUCUGUCUCCAAGUUACCCGUGCCCUCAAAAGCAAUAAGGAGCUUUUGCCAAAUCAAAAGCUUCUAGAAUCAAUUUCUUGUAAAUAUCACUUAGUAGCUUCAGUGCUUCAGUGUGCAGCUCAGUUGCUUAGUGUUGACUUAAUCAUUAGCAUUAAAAGGCUACCACAGAAAGCUGAAGAGAGUGAUUCAGAGGUUGAUGGGUAAAAAGUCUGAUUACUUUUUUUCUUUUCUCCCCUAAUUCUUAACAAAAGGACCUCAAAGGAGAAGAAAGAGAAAUAAUACCAUAUAACCAUAUUAUUCUUCCUUCUUCAGCUUUCUGAUUUCUAGCAAGGACUUCAAAAUAAUCAGCUUUUGUGAGAAGUAUAUCAAGGCUUAUUUACACUGCCUCAAAUUCCAUGCAGUGUGUAUGCAACUGUGCAUAUGUAUAUCAAGAACAAAUCUGAACUGUGGGGCAUUAGAUACUCAACACAAGUAUCAAUGACAGAGAAAAGAUGUCUUUACCUACACACUUGAGAGAAUGCAUUGACAAAAAGAGAGAGGCCAUAAUGAUUACGUUUUCCCUGAAGGACCAGUAGGAACUAGUGGUUUCUUAUAAAUGCAGCCUUUAUUACUUUGCAGGUGGGUGUUAAACAUAUCAACUCUGUAUUUGUUCAGUUUAUUUACACAUUAAAUCUGUAAUCAUGGUUUCUUCUAGGUGCUGGAAAUAGUGUCCAUAUCUCCCUACUUUUUUCAAACAAGAAAUUUUGUGAGGUAGGUUUGACUGAGAGAAUGUGACUGGCCACAAGUCACACAAGGAUUGGUCACAUCUACUACAGUUUUAUUCAAUUAUAAGCUCUUCUAAAUAAGAAGCGCCCGGUUAAAUAACCUGGCUAGAUGGCUCAGUGGCUAAGACGCUGAGCUUGUGGAUCAGAAAGGUCGGCAGUUCAGUGAUUCGAAUCACUAGUAUAGGUCUUCUGCGUGAGCAGAGGGUUGGACUAGAUGACCUCCAAAGUCCCUUCCAACUCCGUUACUGCUAUUAUUACUAAAUAUAUUUGAUUGUUUCUUGGCUGUGAAGAAAUCAAAGUUCCCCAUUCCCAUAGCAUUGAAUCUUCCAAGUUAUUCCGAAUCUGUUUUGGCUGGGAAAGCAUUCAGUGUGGGUAGUGCAGGAGUGACAUUGCUGGGAAAAUGUUGAUUAGUCUGAAUGCGAUAACCCUAAGCAAGAUUUCUCUGGUUCUCUGACCUUGAGGAAGCUUAAAACAGGGAAAGCUAGAUUUUCUUUUUCAUAAUUUCUGAAAAUUUAGUAUUGCAAAAUGUUACUUCUUUAUAAGGAACCACUUCUAGAAAUAUUUGUCCUUCAGGGAAAAUAUAAUCAUUACUGCCUCCCCCACCCCCACCCCCAAUGAAUUCUCUCAGUGUGCAAAGGUAGGGACAUCUUUUACCUGCCACUGACUCUCAUCUGGUUGGGUUGAUUUUGUGUUUUUCUGCAAAAGUAGGAGAUCAUGAGAAAUUGAACUAUGAAAUGGCAGCAAAUACUUAUGAAAACCAGACUGCAUCUAAUACCAGAAUUAUAGAGAAAGGGUUGGUGGCAUGGAUUAAUCACUGUUUCAUAUGCAAGUAAAUGCCUUUUUCCAUGAAGAUCAACUCAAAUUUUAAUACUGGUUUAGCAUUUCAGCUAGUUAUCCAAAGCAGCAAACUGGUGUGUGAACAUUUUAUCUAUUUAUACUGAAGUCCUGACCACCAAACAUAUUUAAAUCCACGGAGCGCAGUUGCCCUUAUACUUAUUGGAUGGAUGCUGACGCCCCCUGUUGGAUGCAAGUUGACAUAUCACAAUUUACAGUUUUUUUGUUUUUUUAUUCUGCCUUUAUUAUUUUUAUAAAUAAUUCAAGGCAGUGAGUAUAUGUAACAUUCUUUCCUCCUAUUUUGCCCAUUUUUAAGUGUUUUGUUUUGAAAAUUUUCAUAACAGUAAUAAUCACCAGGGCAGGGAACAUACGUUGUAAAAUUCUAAAGAGAAGUUCAGAUAGGCAGCAGAUUCAAAUACGGGCACAAAUUAUGCCUGUAUAGGCCUUACCAGCCACCUGUGGACACAUUGUGGAGAGCUCACAACCUGUUAGAUGUCACGGUCCUCUUCGAACACAAUGGAGAACAUCAUCGGAUUCAAAUCCAGUCUCUUAAUUCCAUCUGCUGCUCUGCAGUCUUCGCUGAAAAGCAGCAUGGAACAUAUUUAACGAAUAGAGUCUCAGCAUCUUUUUUACAUCGUGGCGACCAAAACUGAAUGCAGUAUUCCAAGGAUGGAGAUGACCUCACUUCCUGGAUGUGAAGAUUCCACAAGGUGGUCACCAUGGCAGAGAAGGCCUGCCUCCUGGGAUCCACCAGAUAUAAUUCCCUAAUGGAUGGAAUCCAUAGCACGCCCUCUCUGGAUCAGUGUGUGUGUGUAUGUGUGUGUGUGUCACACGGAUGUAAUCCAAAAGAGGAGGUCCCUCAAGUAACCCAGUCCCAUACAAUGUAGUUCUUCAAAGUUCAAAACCAGCACCUUGAACUAGACCUGAAAGCAAAUUGGUCACUGAUAUAGCUCUCAAAGCAGAAGUGCUACGUAUACUGUUCUACAGGGACACAUAAUGGCCUGUAUCGUUGCAUUUUGAAACAGCUGAAGAUUCCAGAUGCUUAUCACUAUUUGUUUGUUUGUUUAUUAAAUUUACAUGGCACCUAUUUCACUGUUGCAGCGACACUGGACAGCUUACAAAAUGAUAAAAAGACAAAACAAUAAUACGAAGUGAUUUAAAUAUAGGAAGAUUAAAGAGAUUAAUGAAGACUACAAGCCAAGAGGACAAGUGACAUGGUGGUGGAGAUGUCUCCAUCCGGUCAGCCACCCCUGGCAUAAUAGCAAUAGCACUUAGACGUCUAUACCGCUUCACAGUGCUUUUACAACCUUCUCUAAGCGGUUUACAGAGUCAGAAUAUUGCCCCCAGCAAUCUGGGUCCUCAUUUUACCCACUUAGGAAGGAUGGAAGGCUGAGUCAACCUUGAGCCUGGUGAGAUUUGAACUGCCAAAUUGCAGUCAGCAGAAGUAGCCUGCAGUACUGCACUCUAACUAGAGGUGGGUUUCAGCAGGUUCUGACCAGUUCUGGAGAACCGGUAGUGGAAAUUUUGAGUAGUUCGGAGAACCGGUAGUAAAAAUUCUGACUGGCCCCUCCCCCAUCUAUUCUCUGCCUCCCAAGUCCCAGCUGAUCAGGAGGAAAUGGGGAUUUUGCAGUAACCUUCCAGUGCCAUGCCCACCAAGCCAUGCCACGCCCACCAAACCACACCCACAGAAUCAGUAGUAAAAAAAUUUGAAACCCACCACUGACUCUAACCACUGCGCCACUGAGGCUCAUAAUAUCAUCCCGCAGAGAUAAGAUUGGCCCCAGCCUGACUAAUGUUUCCUCAGGGCCUUCAAGGCACGGUUGGGCCAUUGGGCUUGUGGGUCUGGAUAUCUGGUGGGGCCUCCUGUACGGUGGCAAUGAUGAUUGCUGUUGGGGAUUUCUAAUACUGCUGCUGCUGUUUGUUUUGUAGGGCUGUAACCCAAAUGUUUUUUUCUUUAAUGUUGCUCUUUUCUCUUUUGUAAAAUUUGUAACGGUUGUGAUCCACCCAGAGUCAUUUCUUUGAGGCAGGCCGCCAUAUAAACGGAAAUACUAAAUUAAUAAAAUUGAAUCAAAUUUGAUAGUACGGUAGACCUUCCAGCCAUUUUAUCAACGGCUGUGUGCCGGCUUGUCAGCCUGCUUCAGUUCAUCUGCUUUUUUCAUUAAAAAUAAGUGCGGGGUGGGGGAAGUAAUUGUCUUUUGGCUUGGAUCUCCUCUGAGUUUAAAAGUCCCUUUAUUAUACUAUUUCUAGCCAUGGCGUUAACAGGGAUGUGGUGGCUUAGUGGCUAAAGAUGCUGAGCUUGUCGAUCGAAAGGUCGGCAGUUCAGCGGUUCGAAUCCCUAGUGCCGCGUAACGGGAUGAGCUCCCGUUACUCGUCCCAGCUUCUGCCAACCUAGCAGUUCGAAAGCAUGUAAAAAAUGCAAGUAGAAAAAUAGGGACCACCUUUGGUGGGAAAGUAACAGUGUUCCAUGCGCCUGUAGCGUUGAGUCAUGCCAGCCACAUGACCACGGAGACAUCUUCUGAUGGCGCUGGCUCUUCGGCGAUGAAAUGGAGAUGAGCACCGGCCCCUAGAGUUGGGAACAACUAGCACAUAUCCAGGGUCUCUCUUCAGCUUUGGAAGCUACUCUGGACUAAGUAUACGUGCAGAUAAACUCACAGCCUCACCUUCUGCUUUAAUCCCUGGAGGGGAAAAAUGCAGCGCUUUAAUGAUUUGACAAGAGAUAACUUCCUUCAUGCUCCACUGCCUUGCAAAGCACCUUUUUCCCAAGGACUUUCACCGCUCCGCAUCGUACAUGCCAUUCUGAAAAGCAUCUGGCCGAAAAAUUCUUAAAUCAAGUAAUACCCAGGAUAGUUUUCUAAGACUGAAAAGGUUUCCCCAGGUCUUUCCCACUGGAAUCACCACAUCCUUUGAUGAGGUAUGACACAGGGUGAACCUUGGCCUGAAUAUAUGUUUUCUUUACGGAUGUAUACUUCCUCUCCUGGCCCCUAUUUGCCUUGCCGGUUGAAAAAGCUGCUCUGAGGUAAAACAUCCUCUAAAAUGAAAUCCUUAUCUUGUAUACAUUCCCAGAGGCCUUCGGAUAAAUAAUCAACUCUUAGCCUGGGAACUGGGCUACCUUAAAAGAAAGCAUCCAGUCGGUUAGCAAUGGCAUCUAUAAUUGCAGAACGUCUGUGAGCUUCCAAAAAUGAGACAAGCCUCUAAAUUAAAUUUGGAUUAUUAAAGAAAAGAGAAAGGAUUGCCUGUUGUAAUAAAUUUGUAAAGGAGGUUUAGUCUCAGCUGGUAGAAAAGUUUUUCAGUUCCGCUAGAAUUUGGGUUAAUUGAUGAGUUAUCUCAGUCACCCCUACAGGUUGAUGUUUGCAGGGUAUUUUUCCAAAUCAGGGACUGGUAUAUAGAUAGUCCUCGACUUACAACCACACUGCUCAUCAUUCCUAUCACUCAUCUGCUCCCACUUAUGACUGCAUGACUGUAAUAUUGUUGCUUGCAUCCUUAUGAUUUCUAUUGUUGGUUCCAGAGGUGGGUUUCAGCAGGUUCUGACCAGCUCUGGAGAACCGGUAGCGGAAAUUUUGAGUAGUUUGGAGAACUGAUAAAUACCACCUCUGACUGGCCCCGCCCUCAUCUAUUCUCUGCCUCCCGAGUCCCAGCUGAUCGGGAGGAAAUGGGGAUUUUGCAAUAACCUUCCCCUGGAGUAGGGCGGGAAUUGAGAUUUUACAGUAUCCUUCCCUUGCCACGCCCACCAAGCCACGCCCACUAAGCCAUGCCACACCCACCAA